This is a messenger RNA of Cetraspora pellucida, 247 nucleotides long. The record is from the annotation of a GenBank genome assembly. NCBI's taxonomy places the organism in Eukaryota, Fungi, Glomeromycota, Glomeromycetes, Diversisporales, Gigasporaceae.
AAUUGACAAGGUCAUAAUACAACUAUACCAAACUCUCCAUCUUGUUACAUAUUUAACACGAUUUCCGGAAUUAGGAAAAUCAGGAAGCGUUGUCGGAAUAUCUGCAUUCGUUCGUGGAGCUCCUACAUUGUCUAUAACUGUUGAUGGUGCCAAAGGUUGUGUGUCUGAAAUUUUUGGACUAUUAGUUGUAGUUGGAAUAGCAACUGGUGUAGAACUUGCAACGGGAGUUGAACUUGCAGCUGUCUGA